GUGUACACCAAGUCAAAUAAAUUUGCAUGAAAUUUGCAUUGAUUGACGACCAGUUACAGUCAGGACUGAAAGUAUUGGGUUCAGAAAUCAAUGACAGGACGACAUAGUGAAAGUCAUCGCGAGUAGGUGAAAUUAAGGGUCUUGUGAUGGCAUCAAAUCUGACUCCUGGAUUUCAUGUAAUGAGUGAUCUCCUGACUGUCCGUGAGAAAGGUAUCCUCUUCGCUCUGCUCGAACCUCAGUGUAAGCUGAUCAAAAGUACAGUAGCCCAGGUACUGGUGGACAAAGACACCCAGGAUGAGAGUCCAGGCUGGAGUUGUUUGGGUUGUGGCUCGGUGUGUCUCAUUGAGGAUAAGUCCAUUCACACACACUUCCUGCGUCUGUACUGUGUCAAGCGUGCCAAGUUACUGUGGGAGCAGGAACUGUACACCCCAUUCAUGUACACAGCAACAAGCAUGUUCUUCCACACGUUCCCUGCAGAUGGCCAUCAUGUAGGCCUCAACUUUGCAGAAGAGACCGAGGCAGAGGAAUUUCACCUGGCAGUGGAGGCUGCCCAAAGAAACCGAGAAAAGAUGACCAGGAUGAGUGAAAGAACAAAUGCUGAAAACAAGACAACAAGUGAUCCUCCUGAUUCAGGAAUUAAGCCACUUGACCAUUUGGACAAAGAGCAACAUUUCCCCAUGAACGCACCAUCCCCACCAUCCCCACCGGUUACACUAACUACCAGUUCAGAGUUUAAGGAUCUUAACCGCCCUAUGAGGAGGCUGUCGAUGCAGUCAAGACAUGAUGAGAAAGACCUGAAAGACAAAGACAUCACUGAAGCUGUCGACUGCAUCAUCAACCAAUUUGGACUGAAGGCUGUGCAGAGAGAGCUGAGGAGCAGAGGCUCAGUAUCUCAGACAUUCCCGAGAGCUGCAGGGGGGUCCAUCUCGCUUGCUCUGAGGAAAGGGCCUUUGCCACCGGUUCCCUCCGUCAAAGGCAGCACAGCCUCCCAGCAGACAUCACAGUGCACUGACACACUACACCUGAUUCAGAUUCCCCCUUGUCCUCCUCCUCCUGCUCAUCCUGCUCCUCCUCCUCCUCCUGCUCAUCCUGGUCCUCCUCCUCCUCCUCCUCCUCCUCCUGCUCCUGCUCCAGUUCUCCCAGAGAGGAUCAGAAAGAGUGUAACUUUCAAACAGGUGGGCUCUUCAGCAGUUGCAGAAGCAAGUGACCCUAUUCUGACUUCACUGAGAGAAGUAUUCAGACAAAAGCAGCUGCUCCGGCAAAGGUCAAGUACAGAUGGGAGUCAAAUGUAGCCGGACACUAAUAGAGAAGAGCACCUUUAAACAAAUGUGUGAUAUAGAUGAGAUGCUGCGUGUUGUCUGUUAUUCUCACACAAACCUCUUACGGCAAAAGUGACUGCUGUGCCCCACAGCUCAGUGCAUUGUGUUCCCUGUCACGUCCGAGUAAGCUUUAUUAUUUACCCAAAAUCCAACUAGUACUCCUGCGCUGUAAUAACACCACAUGGCCCCAGGUUUUCUUUGUGUCAGUUUGUUUGUGCAAAGCUUUAUUUACUCAAUUCAACUCAUUACAACUCUAUUUAACCCUUUUAUUUACCCUACAAAUGAACAAUCAGUUGUAUGCAGCUCGCCACCUCAGCAAAUACACACAUAAAUAAGUUAAUCAUGAAAAACUGUUAAUCACAAAGCUAAAACAAAGACUACAAGAUUAAAAACUGUAUGUGGAAUUGGUCAAAAACAACAACCUAUUAUUAAAUACAUAAUAUCCCUAAAUGUAAAGACUCAUAAACUAAUAAAGCCAUGCAAACAAAUAAAAUGAUGACCUAUGAAAAAUUGUGAAGAUUAAGCAAAUAAAAAGCUCCGUGUAUAGAUUAAUUUUACUGGGAGGUAGAGCAGAGACGUCCUGAAGCCAGCAAUUUAAAUUAAUUAGCUAAGAUGUGUUCAGGUAUAGGUUCAAUACAGUAUGCUCACUGAUUUCUUAAUUAUUUAAAUCCCACCGUUUCAAUCAUUUUGUACAGGUUUGUACUGUACAGAUACUGUUCAAGUUGUUUCUGUUCUUGACUUAUAGGCAGUGGUGUAGUGGUCGUUGAUGAGGUGGGUGUACCACUAGGCAGAUUGGUAGUAGGUUACCGAGAAGGAAGUGGGUAUACUCUCCUAUAUAUUCCAACGUUUUUUGGCUGAUAGGUGGUAUACUGUAAAAUACCAGAAAAAGAGGUGUUUAUGCCCCGUAUACCCGCGUAUACCCUCCACUACACCACUGCUUAUUGUAACUGACAAAUACAAGAAAAUGUGAAGAUCAAUGUAAAAAUUUAGUAAUUUAAGAUUUAAGAAUCUGCAUUUGAAAUAAUAAAGUGAUCAUAUCUA
This is a messenger RNA of Sebastes umbrosus (honeycomb rockfish), 2360 nucleotides long. Its product is annotated as wiskott-Aldrich syndrome protein. The transcript has 9 exons. The record is from RefSeq and is a predicted model, not a curated record. Bases 147 to 1292 code for a protein of 381 amino acids. Lineage: Eukaryota; Metazoa; Chordata; Actinopteri; Perciformes; Sebastidae.